Messenger RNA from Dunckerocampus dactyliophorus (ringed pipefish), 4582 nucleotides. RefSeq lists its product as uncharacterized. The record is from RefSeq and is a predicted model, not a curated record. The transcript has 2 exons. NCBI's taxonomy places the organism in Eukaryota, Metazoa, Chordata, Actinopteri, Syngnathiformes, Syngnathidae. The coding region runs from base 350 to 1309 and encodes 319 amino acids.
AACAAUACGAUCCAUUUUUCUUCUUAUAUCAUAUCCACGCCGGAAGUGGACAAUUUAUCAGCCCUCUUUGAUUGGUUCCAUGAGUUAUUUACGUUUUUUUUCGCCACUGAAAAAAUACACACAAAAGCAUUUGCUAGGAAGAUAUGUUUGGAUGGAUGGUGUUUCCCUGUUUAGAACAAAACUCUCGCUGAAUCCUCUAGAUCGGGGGUGUUCAAACUUUUUCCAGCGAGGGCCACAUGCUGAAAAAUGAAAGGAUGCAAGGGCCACUUUGAUGUUUUGGAAAGCAACACAUUGAGAUAUGCUGAGAAGCUAUAUGUAGCUCAGGAAAAAACUGCAUUUCACCUUUGAAAUGCUCGUAUGCAUGUUUGACACGGAUCCACGUCUCGCGAGACGUGACGUGGUUCAAGAUGGCGCCGUCGGUGUUGCUCUUUGUUUGUUUUUUACGUUUUGUUUUAUUCCGGAACCGUGCGGACUCAUUCGGUACGACAGAACUGAACUCCUUCACAUACGAGCCAGCAUGCCGGCUUCACAGCCAGCUGUCAUGGAUUUACCACCAAAUCUCUCGCGAGGGCGAUUGAAACACCGGCCGAGGAAGAGGGGAAAAAGAGGAGGGGUGCUAGUUCGGCUGAGACACCGGGGCCACAGACUACCCCUGCCGAGCCUCGUCCUUUCCAACGUCCGCUCGCUAGCAAACAAGACGGACGAGCUCACCUCCCUCAUCGUCUCCCAACGAGACUUCAGAGACUGCGCUGCCAUAUGCCUGACAGGAACCUGGCUGACCGCUAACAUCCCCGAUGCAGCGCUACAACAGGGGGGCUUCACUUUCCACCGAGCUGACCGCACGCGAGACUCCCAGAAGCAGCGCGGCGGAGGUGUCGGUUUCUCCAUCAACCAGAACUGGUGUACGGAUACAAAAACCCUUUCGUCCGGCUGCUCAUCCGACCUGGAACACCUCAUGGUGAGGUGUAUCCCCUUCUACUCUCCAAGGGAAGUCUCCUCCAUCAUCUUGUGCGCAGCCUACAUCCCUCCCAGUGCAGCAGCAGCGUCAGCCGCACAACAACUAGCUGACCACGUCCUCACCGCGGAAAACUCCUACCCAGACUCGGUUGUUCUGGUGCUUGGAGACUUCAACCAUGUCUCCAUGAGAAAAACACUGCCCAGAUACAAGCCACAGGUUCACAUCUCCACCAGGCUGGACAAAACACUCGACCAGUGGUACUCCUCCAUACCGGAGGCGUACCAGGCUCAAGUCAGAGCCCCGAUUGGAAAAGAUACGCAGACACCACCUGAGCAGAGACAGGACAGCUGAAGCAGAGGAAGGAAAGAGCUAAAACGAGCUUAUCGCACACCUCCUCACCUGCAGCCAACGUAGUUAUGGACAACGUUUAUUCAAUAAACAUUCGGCGGAGAUUUGAAUAACCGGUUUGUACGUGACCUCACUUACCGAACAACUUCCCCGGACAUGACUUCAAAAUAAAAGUUUUAUAUGAAAAACAAAGUCUUUUCAAAACAAUAUUCUCCCGUCUAAGCUCUUGCUCUGAAAAGUACACCUAAAGUGCUGCAAUUAGUAACUUUUAUUUACUAAAUAACAUUAAAAUCAAUUCAAUCCAGCGCCAAUAUUGGAUUCGAUGUAUUUCGGCAGAAAUCUGUACAGCCUGUAGAAACCUCCAGCAAGCCACUAAUUGUAUACAUUUUCGUGCUUUAGACAGACUUGAGUGGCGCCACUAACACCUCUGGGGGGGGGGGCCGGAAGUGUUAUUACUUCAGUUUACCCUCCCUCCCGCAGUUGACCAACAAAAGAAUGCUGAUCCGGGUCCCUCUUCACGUCAAUCAUGUUAACUCCCAAGACACGAGACGAGACGCUAUCCUUUCAUGGUUGCAACCCGCCAUUAAACCAAAAGAAGAGAGGCUAUCCUUCCCAGGUAGCGGUCUGCUCCGAUGGGGACUCCGCAAAAGAAGGCUAGAACAUACAAUUUACAUCCAGAAUGGGGCGAACAAUUGGUUUUUACGCAUGUCAAAGACAAAUGUGUGUGUAUGUUGUGCCACCAAAGUCAAGCGCCGAGUAAAAAAGGGAAUCUGGAGCGGCAUCACAACAUUCACCAUUCAAAGUUCAAGGAGGUCUUUCCGCCAAAAACUGCUAUCCGUAGCAAGGAAGUCGUUACGCCUGCUGUGCGAAAUAAUGCCGCCACGGAAGCAUCAUUUAGUCUAGAUUACACUUAAUUUUUCUGAACGAGGAUGAAGGAUACUUUCCUGCCAGGGACCAACAUUACAAUACAACAGGGUUAGCAUAAUCACGUGACAGAACGGCGACUGUCUUUGGAGCCCCCUGCUGGGGAAAGUACACCAUGCACGUUCCUCUAAAUGCUCCUUGGUCUAGAUAGCUCAUUUAUUCAUGAAGUGUUUAAAUGUAUUGAUCUUUUCUCUGAAGCAUCUGGUCUGACACUCAAUCGUAGUAAAUGUGAACUUAUGGCUAUACACGAUUGCAAGCUUUUAGAGACUUUUAAUGUUCCUAUUAAUGUUAAUUAAUGUUCCUGAUACAAUUAUUCAGUGCAAAACAACAUUAAAAUCAUGUUUACAAAGAGAUCUAACAGUGUUUGGAAGAACAUACUUAACCAAAACUUUAAUUACAUUUGGAAAAACCGACUUCACUAUAUAAAAAAAAAUCAGCAAAUAUUAAAGAAUAUGAAGAAGGUGGCUUACAAGCAAUCGACUUUGAAUGUCUAAAUGCUGUCUUAGAAAUGAAAUGGUUCAAAUCUUUUGUGCUGGAUAGAAAUAGUGUUUGUUUUUUGUCUCUCCAGAGGUUUAUUUGAAAAAAAAUGGAGGUACAGAGUUUGUCCUUAAAUGUGACUGUAAUCUAGAAAAACUCCCCAUAAAGUUGUCGUCCUUUUCACAAGCAGGUUCUGUUAUGCUGGAAACGUGUGUACAAUCACCAUUUUACGCCACACCAAACACUGAUCUGGAAUAAUAGAUAUGUUCUUUGUCAUGGAAAAUCUCUCUUUGUUUUGCACCACUGGAUGGAUAAAAGCAUUUGGUCCAUUUCUCAUCUUAUUGAUAACGAGGGCACCUGCUUAUCAUAUGAAAACUUCACUUCAGUUCAUAGUAUUCAUUGUAGAACAUCUGAAUUUAAUAAAGCACUCAAAGCAAUUCCUACACCAGUCAAACAACUUGUGCAAAACAUUGAUUUGGAGGGUCUGCCUCCUCCUAAUUUACCAGUACUCUACAUCAAUGAACAAGACCUUCUUAACAAAGAGAUACCAAACAAAAUCCUUGAAUAACACUCUAUAUCCAAUGCGUUCAAAUAGAAACUCAAUUAUGCACAAGUUCUCUGAUGUGGAGGUUCAAACACGGAGGAGCCAAUAUCUAACAUUCCCUGUACGUCCAAAGGUGAAAGAAGUACAUUUCAAGACCUGAAAUGAGAUUUAUCAAGCUCGUGAAAUGCUAAGAGUAAAAGUUCUUAUUGACCAUAACUACUGUAUUUUCUGGGACUCAGAGACUGAAAGCACGGACCAUCUUUUCUUUCACCGUAUUUACACAAACACAUUUUUGGAGGACUUUGAGGACCGGCUUUCUUCUCAACUCCCGCUACAGGACACCCUCACCAUGGACAACAUAUUAUUUGGCGUGAACCUGAGGGAACGGCAAGCGGACUAUGUUAUAAAUAACCUAUGAUUACUCUCCAAAUAUUUCAUUCAUUGCUCAAAAUGGAAACAAGUAAAGCCUCUUUUCACAGUGUUCCAAAAGCAUCUUGCAGGAAAUGAUCUCACUGCCUUAAAAUGUAUGAAAGGUAAAAAAUCAAUGUCACUCUUGAAUGCGUUUGAAAAUACUCUCAGACCUCUCGUGUUUCCCUUACAAUUGUGUCAAUGUGUGUUUUUUUUGUUUUGUUUGACCUUGUGCCCUGAAGUUGUUGCCAAAUUGUAUGCAAGUGUGCAUGUCUCAGAUGAAGGGUACCCUUUGCUGUCUUCAACUUCACUUGAGUAGUAUUUGAAGUAGUUGUUCUAACAAUGUGUACUAUCCCUAUCACUCUGACGCUUAUAGAGGGAGGAAGCUUACCAAACCAUAAAUGAAGCCUGUUCAUGUUUUUAUUUUGCGCUAGCACGGCUAUGUUGUAAAAAAGUGUCUAUAUUUGGACAUUGAAAUGUUCCAUGUAAAGCAUGUCUACUUUUGUUGUGAAAUUAACAAUAUUUUCUCUGAUCAUUUUGUCAUGAUUUGUACUUAGAAUGAAAGAAUGAUGUCUGAAAUUGGUUUCUAAUGUGUUUUAUUCAAAUAUUCUCAGUGUAAAAACAAAAUAGCUGUCGUGUAAUCAUUAGUGAAAAGUACAUAACCUUCGUGUCCGCCUGCCGAUGAAAAUGUUGAAGAACAUAAUUCCAUGGAAAAACAAACCCCAUGAUGAUUACAAUGGUAAAUAUUCAUGAAAUAAAUACUCAAAUCUGCAACUGAAGUGAUUCUUUUGUGUAUAAAAGAGUAAAAUAAGUCUAUCCACCAGUUUAACAUUUAAUGUAACACUUGGGUACCCUUGAUCUGAGCCAUGCACAUAUACUUUUUCUUUGUUUAACAUGUGUGUUCUAUUCUAAUUAAAGCAAAA